AUGAACUUCAUUCCGUAUCGCAGCAAAAGUGUACCAUCGUUGGUAAGGAUGCCCUUUGGGCAUGGGACACGCCCGUUCGCUGCCAACCGUACCUCGGAGCGGAUGGACCGUUCGAUUCCGUACAACCGGAGCAGAUCGUUCGGGAAUCUACGCCGUGGUGUGAACGAGGAAGCAAACCUACCAUCACCGACCGACGGUGAACCGAACGUGAGACGUCCGCUCGACUCGUACGUGAUGGUGGUAGUGGCCGAGGGCCGGGGACACGCGGCCCUGGAGAUCGGUCUUGCGGCGAUCGAUGUUACCUCGCCCCACCUGAAGAUCACACAGUACGGGGACAACUUUUGGUACUCCGUCACGCUGACGACGCUGCACAGUCUCGAUCCGGCCGUUGUCUUCUUCUCGGAGCACAUGCUCGAACACGGUACAUCCUAUUUGCCGAAGCUGAUCCAGCAGUUCCUACCGGCGGUGCAGGUGCUCGGGUUGGGCCGAGCCUACUUUAACGACAGUUUAGCCGAGUCGUAUCUAGGGCAACUGUGUAGCGCAGAGUACGGGCGGCUCCGUGGGUUAAUGCAGCGCAAGUACUACGGAUUGGCAUCGUGUGGUGCGCUGCUGAGGCACUGCUGUGAGUCGGGCCUGCUGCUGAUCGCGCACCGUUCCCUGAAGCUGAGCUACAUCGAUAAAAUGGCCACAAUGACGAUGGAUGUGGAAAGUGUGGGCAAGCUGGAGCUGCUCGGUUCACUGCAGCAAGGCGACGAGCGGCAAUCGCUGUACGGUUUCAUGAACCACUGCGUCACCGGCAUCGGUAAGCGGCAUCUGCGUGCGAACAUCAUAGAGCCGUGGACGGAUCGGAAUAGAUUGGAGCUACGGUUGCAGUGCAUCCGUGAGCUUCUCGCGAAACCUAUUCUUUUGCAAUCGAUUCGAAGGCUUCUAGCGGAGAUCAAAGAAAUUGGGGGGCUGUUGCGGUUGUCAUUGGACAUCGAUCGGAUGAAAUCUACUCAUCAAAAUACGAUCCAUAUGCUGAACCAGGCAACAAGUCUGCGCAAUGUUCUGAAAACUGUCCCGAAAUUAAGCGAUCUGCUGCGCGAUGUACAGGCGGAGUACCUGAGUGAUCUGAAGCAAACGCUGGAGGAACGUGUGUAUGCCGAGCUGCUGGAGAAGAUCGGUCAAACACUGGACGAUGGUAGUCCAGGCGAGCGGAACUCGAGCUACAAUCGUUUGUUUCUGGUGCGCGCCCGGAUUAACUCGAUUCUUGACCUGCUGCGGACGCUCUACUCCGGUGUAAUCGAUGAAAUUCGAGAGUACGUAGCGCAGCUCAGUCUUGAGACGCGGAUGCAGCUUAAGCUGCACCACUCGAAGACACACGGAUUUCAUCUGCUGUACGCGCUGGCUAACGAUGGUGAGGUAGACAAUGUGGCCGAGCAGUUGGCGGCGUUCCGGAUCGUGAACCGCGUGGGACGCCGGUACACCCUCACUAACGGUAGGAUGCUGGCGUUCAACGAAAAGCUGAGUUCGCUGGUCAAAGAAAUCGAGGAAAUCAGUUACGGUAUCAUACAGCGGCUGAUCGAGAGCAUCCGGGAGAGUGUCGAUGCGGUGUACAAUCUGGUCGGCUGCCUGACGGAUCUGGAUGUCAUUCAAUCGCUGGCGACGGUAAGCCAGGGCAAGGAGUUCUGUGAGCCACGGUACGGGGAGGAAACGAAGAUCGUUUCCGGGCGGCAUCCUUUGCUUGAACGCUUCGGUGGUAACCGGAAGGUUGUUCGCAACAAUGUGAUUGCCACCCCGGAGUAUAAUGCAUUCAUCGUAACUGGACCGAACAUGAGCGGGAAGACGGUUUACAUGAAAACAAUCUGCUUGCUUCAGAUUAUGGCCCAGCUGGGAUGCUAUGUACCGGCGAUGGCAGCACAAAUCCGGAUCGUUGAUCGUCUGCUGACCAUCUUCGGCAAUGCCGAUAGUGUGGUACAGGAGGAUACUAGCUCAAUGGCCCCGGAGAAGCUUCAGUUCGUACGGCACUGCUUGACGCCAAACAGUCUCGUGGUGAUCGAUGAGCUUUACGCUGAUACGCAUCGACCUGAUACGAGCAGCCCCAAGUGGGCUCUGUUGGAACGAAUUGUAGGGCAUGUAGGAUAUGAUGCAGAUCCGGAGACGUUACCAACGCUGUCCUCAAUUCGGAAACCAUUUGUCUACGUGACGACGCACUGUCUCGAGCUGUUGCGACCACUGGAACAGCAUCAUAACGUUUCCCGGUUGUGUCUACAGACGGAAACGAUCAAUAUCGAUGGGGAGGAACGACUGAGGUAUAAGUACGUUGUUACCGAAGGACACACUCUGGUGCAAAAUUAUGGUCUUUCGCUAGCUCGUACCGUAAACCUGCCACCGGAGGUACUGGAACGAGCUGCCGAGCUUAAUAGUGGCCCGUUGAGGCAGUUUAUAAGUCAGCAGCUUCCAGUCCGGACAGGAGCAGGUGAUCGUACCAAUCUGUCCACCACCCUUGGCACUACCUUGUCCACCCAGUCCAAUUUCAAUGAAUUUUUUAAACUCUUCUACGAUCUGUACUCCAAGAUCGGUGAUGCUACGCGAAACGCAACCGACCUUCGAUCGGCACUGAUCGAACAGCUUGCCCGAUUUCAGAGCUCCUUGCCCGAGGAGAUACGAGCCUUUCUUCAGGAGACUCCACUGGAGCGGUUGCUGCAGCUCGACGACGGUUGACGAGCCCCUCUCGCGUGGUUUCAACGAUCGAUGGCCCUGGCCGGGGGGCGUUGUUUUUUUGUUUUUCAUCGUCGAACAUCAUUGAGGGUCGAGCAAUCUAAAUAAACAGAUCCGCGAUGAA
Molecule: messenger RNA, 2824 nt
Organism: Anopheles darlingi
Lineage: Eukaryota; Metazoa; Arthropoda; Insecta; Diptera; Culicidae
Product: mutS protein homolog 4-like
Exons: 3
Coding region: 1-2703 (900 amino acids)
Biological process (GO): reciprocal meiotic recombination; mismatch repair
Cellular component (GO): nucleus
Molecular function (GO): mismatched DNA binding; ATP binding; ATP-dependent DNA damage sensor activity
Source: RefSeq, a predicted model, not a curated record